Molecule: messenger RNA, 2655 nt
Organism: Botrytis sinoallii
Lineage: Eukaryota; Fungi; Ascomycota; Leotiomycetes; Helotiales; Sclerotiniaceae
Exons: 3
Coding region: 1-2655 (884 amino acids)
Source: RefSeq, a predicted model, not a curated record
AUGGUCUGGAAGAUUAAGGAGCUGCGUAAAGAUGACGACGAAGCGCGGCAAGAAAUCUGGCGUGCUAAGCUUUCUUAUCCUACGUACCGACCAAUUUACACGCGUCGCCAAGGAGUAUUCUGGUGUUAUCGACAUUGUUUCGAACCUCCGUGCGAAUGCUCAGAAUUUGUCCAACAAUUUCUGUCUCAAGAAGCUCAAAAGCACCAAAUGACGACGUAUAGUUUUGUACUUGCUGACGUUGAAGCUCGACAGAAGGCUGCGGAAUUUGCCACAGACAUAAGUAAGAAUCUAGUCUAUCUGCGACAACAAUGCCAAAACAAUGGAGAUUCAAUAAUCAAGAGAUGGAAGAAGAAGAGUCGCAAUAAACGCGAGGCCCUCUUACGCGAUAUUGAUCCCAACUUGUAUCCGCAUCGGUGGCCUCUUGCACACCUGAAUAAAGCGUUUCAGGCUACACUUCCUCCCGAUGACUGGAUUAGCGCAGACAUCACACUAAGUCGGUAUAUGCGAGAGUAUCGUAAUGCAUGUCUACUGCCUUACAUAAACUUGGAAGGAUUAAUCGAAAACCCUGUGAUGUUUUUGAGUCUGUUGCAAAAUCGCACCCAGCAUUCCCCUGAGCAGUGGGCUCCCCAUAGCAUAAUUCUGACGGGUUCGGCAUAUGGAACGCUGACGCAAUGGAAAAGUGGAGAAGCACAUAGAUGGACGUCUGUCAAGUUUCCAAGAGCAAUCCUCAUUCUCGAGGCACAAGCACAUCUUCUUUCAUUCCUUCGAUCCACGGUUGAGCGAAUUCUUGGUUCCACAAUUGGCUAUUCUAUGGAAAGCCAAACAAGCUCAUUCGAUGAAAUCUCCAAAUGCGGCUCAAUGACGUUAAAUAGACGAUUUGAUAACAAGCCGGGAGCAGCUUCCUGCUAUUUGGACCAGCCAUUCUUGGUGCCGCCCAUUUUUGACAUUAAUUCUGUGUUGAAUGUCGCCAAGACAAGAGAAGCUCUACAAGGAGAUCAUCUCCGGUUUCUACAGACCAAUCCUUUAUAUGCUAGGCGCUAUAUUGAACUCGUCAUGGCCAGUAACGUGGGGAGAGAGCUUGGGAAUUAUCAUAAGUUUAUUAUCGCAUCGUCAAUUCUACUUAUUCAGGAUAUGGUCAUGUUCUGGUCCUGGGGUUGGAUUGUAGACGAGGUUGAAAAACUAAAGAACUUGCAAGUUUCUUUGAAUGAGAGCCUUGAUCCACUCAAGCCUUUCUCGAAAGUUUACGAUGCAGCGUUAGGGUCGCUCGAAGCAUUGUUGUUGGAUCAAAUCCGCCGGCGUUCAAGAUACCUCGGUUAUUUAUUGCCUAUGUAUUUGCGAGAGUACAAACUAACCACUAUUUCCAGUAAUUAUGGCACGUUUCCUGCUUGGCAGCGAAGAGACACAGUCUCCCACCCCGAAUUUUCCAAAGACAGAUUGGACUUUUGCUUGGCGAUGUUGUUACUUGAUACCAGCCCCGGUUGUAAGCUCGAGGAAGUUUCUCCUCUUACGCCUGCAAUGAUAUUUGCUAUGCUCGAGGAGCAUUUGGCCAAGUGCCAUGAAACCAAAAACUUCAAAGAGCUCGCUAGACUGGAUGAAACUGUAUUUGCAGUGGUCUCUAGCCUUGCAGCAAUGUAUCAAAUGCUUGAGAUGGUACGAUUACAUCGCCCUCGAGCAAAGAGACGAGAAGCCGAGGACGUUGCAAAACUCGAACAUGGUCGUGGGUGGCGUUACAUCGAAAAACAUUUGGAGGAUCAAUACUUGUUGAGAAAUUACAAUAUUGUGACCGGGCUCCCCGAUGCGAUUAUUCCCAUGGGGGAAAGCCAGAGCCAAAGAAUCAGGGCUGAAAAGUUAUUAGCAGACCCCACCAAGAUAUUUAUGGAGACACCAAAACCAACUGGAACACGUCUCAGCCAGCAAUGGCUCGAUAAUGAUGAGCAACAGAGAAAGGCACUUAGUCAAAUAUGGGUGCAAGUUCGAGUUCGUCAUGAAUAUACUCUCCGUCGUCUAGGUUUCGGCCAAGAAGAUAUAGACCAUGAUCUCGCAAUUCUAUCUGCGGAUAGUGACUCGGAAUACCUCGCAUCGAUUGAGAAGCGAAAUGCUGAAAUACACACAGAGAUAGCAGCCAGACACGCGAAAAAGGUUGCAGCUUUUGGAAAUUUUAUCGAUCAAGAGCAAUGGGGCACUGAAAAGCCAGAGAAAGUGGGCGUUCCAACUCGCUCUAAAUUCAAAACCAGGAAGCUUCCCAACACAGAUGACGAAAAGAACUCUGUGGAGAUACUUAGUGAACUGGCCGCAACUCCUGCAACUUCUGCACCUUUACCAUCGCCUAAAGUACUUGUCAAAAAGAGUUCAUAUGCCAUAUUCCAAACCAUGUUCCCGAGCCGAAAUUUCGAGGAGCGCACUAAAACAGUACCCUGGGACUCUCUCGUUAACGCCAUGGCCGAGGCUGGAUUUAUAGCUCGCCAUGAAAGGGGAGGAUCAGCCGUUCAAUUCGAGCCUGAUACUAGCUCGCCAUGGUUUGGACAGGGUAAGAUAGUCUUCCACAAACCCCAUCCUGAGCGUGUUGUGGACACAGUCAUGUUGGGAGUGAUGGGAAAGCGGAUGGAGAAGUGGUUUGGAUGGAGCGAUGAGACUUUUGAAGUGGGUAAGAAAUAA